This is a messenger RNA of Struthio camelus australis, 2434 nucleotides long. The record is from RefSeq and is a predicted model, not a curated record. NCBI's taxonomy places the organism in Eukaryota, Metazoa, Chordata, Aves, Struthioniformes, Struthionidae.
CGUGAGAAGCGUCUGCCGUUCUAUUGACAGCUGCCAGAGAUGCCGGAGGGCCCAUCGGUGAAGAAGUUCCAGCUGCUGACCUCCCCUUUUGUGGGACAAGUAGUGACAAAGGUGGGGGGAAGCAGUCGGAAGAUCAAUGUGAGUGAACUGAAAGCGCUGAGGCUCCAGGACUCUCGGGUUCAUGGGAAGAAUUUGUUCUUGGCAUUUGUGGCAGCUGGAGGUCUGCUAGGACGAACUGCAGAAGAGCUAGCGUUGCAAAGAGUGGCUCAUAGUGGGGCAAGUUCUCCUGCCCAGGAGGGAGAGGAGCAGGUUUGUGCUCCACAAAUAGGCCUUCCAGAAGAGGAAGUGCAGGAACUCCCACACUCCAGAUCUGAUGCUCCAGAUGCAGGGGGUCUGGACAACUGGUUGCGUGUCCAUUUUGGCUUGUUUGGCAGCAUUCGGGCAAAUGAAUUCUCAAGAGCAAACAAAGCCAAUAAGAGAGGGGACUGGAAGGAUCCUAUACCCAGGCUGGUUCUGCACUUUGAGAGCGGGGGCUUCCUUGUUUUCUACAACUGCCGAAUGCACUGGUGCUCUUCUCCGAUGGCUGAUCCUGCUUCUGACAUCCUGUCUGUGGAGUUCCACCGUGGUCGGGCGCUGGACGCCCUCAGGACAUCCAAUCCUGUCUGCUACACCCUGUUAGACCAGAGAUAUUUUUCAGGGCUGGGCAACAUCAUUAAGAAUGAGAUUUUGUACCUGGCAAAGAUCCAUCCAUUAACACAAGGCUCUCUCUUGGCUCUUUCGGAUCUGGAGCGUCUGCUUGACUAUGCAAUUCAGUUCAGCUCUGACUGGCUGGAGAGCAAGCUGCAUGGGAAAGGGUUGCACCCUCAGAUCUAUCAGAAGGAGCAGUGUCCCCUUGGGCAUGCAGUGAUGAAGGGAACCCUUGGACCCUUGGGUGGCUUGAAGAGACUGACUUGGUGGUGUCCUCAGUGCCAGCCUGCAGUGCUCUCAGGGAGCGGGAGUCCUUCCCUGGUCACUAAGUGAGCUGCCUUUCUUAUUCCUCCUCUCCUGGAGGAUGUCCAGAUAGUUUGUUAUUGUGAGAAGGACUUUAUGGUUUCUAUAGAGCUGUUAAGCCUGUUCCUUAGGAACAGUGAGUUGGCAGAGGUAAGUGUUCUCUAGAGGUUACAGGAGUCUCCAAAGUCCAAAGUACCUCAUACCUCUGCAUGCAAGAAGGAAAGUGGUUGUACGCUUCUACUUUUUUUUUUUUUGGUAGCAGUAACACAACAGCAUAAAUAGUUUAAUCAGUUCUGAGGUGUCUUGGUCCCUGUGUGCAGACUGGGAACUGCAGGUUUUUGCUUGGGCAAGCUUCUUGGCAAACCAGCUUGUUGGGGAGAAAUGAGUUCAGAAGAAAUGGAGCCUGCCUUCUUGGGGUGUGACUACCUUACACCUGUCCUCUGAGUAGAGGAGGUUUGUAUGAUCACGGGGCUAUCAAACAGGACCAAGGUUUUCCUGUUUUCAGUUGGAUGUUUAGGGAUGUGAGGCACCUCUGUUAGUUGUGCCAAUGCCCUGCUGUCUUGACCCCAAGGACAGAGGAUGCCUGUGGAGCCUAUUUUUUUUCCCCUCUACUCUUUGGCCCAUGACAAUGUAUGGAAAGGUUAGGAUUUUGGGCAGGUGGCUACUGUGAUUUACAGUGGCUGUGUGUUGACCCUACUGCAGAUGGCUGUAAUUCCUGGGAAACAGAAGGAAAUAUAGCCCUGUACCUAAACAGCUUCAUCUUGAUUCAGUAUAUUGGAUAAUCCUGCCUCUGUAAUUAUAGCUGAGCAUCAGCAUGCUGGGCUGGGAAUAGGUGUGUUGUCAGCUCUUACGGGAACGGGCUGCUGCUUUCUGAGAGGUGAAAAUAAAACCACUGCAGUAGGGCUUGGUACAGCUCACUUCUGCGUGCUUGUCACAGUCUGUCCUGAGAAGCUGUGUUUUUGUCACAAACUUUGCCAAUCCCAUCCCUCCAUGUCAUAGAAAAUAUUAACCAGCUUUUACAGAUUAUGACGUGGCUCUUAAGGGAGAACUGUGAAGCCUCGGUGAAGUCACAAGUAACAACUAAGAUCACAAGUCUGACAACUGUGGUGGGUGUCUAGCAAUGUUUAUAAGGGGGGGAUGCAUGAAACUCAUCUGUAAAGUAAAUGGAAAGCAGGAAAGUACAAACAAGGGACAGUAACAUCACCAUUUCCAGAGUUGUGCAUCUCUAUCUGGUAGGCAAAAGCUGUUGCUGUCCUCUCUCCCUGCAUCUCCGAUUUUUUUUUUUUUUAAACAGCUGAUUGUUGUCCUGGAAGUGAAAAGUAAAACCUGGAGUUAACAGAAUUGGCUGUAUUCAGCCUUAUAACUGCAGUAUGUCUCUUGUGAUGGUGCUUAUACCGCAGUUUUAAACUGAGAGGCUAAUGGGGAAGCUCCAGAGCUUUGUGCC